Molecule: messenger RNA, 963 nt
Organism: Asterias rubens (European starfish)
Lineage: Eukaryota; Metazoa; Echinodermata; Asteroidea; Forcipulatida; Asteriidae
Product: cytochrome b-245 chaperone 1-like
Exons: 5
Coding region: 136-741 (201 amino acids)
Source: RefSeq, a predicted model, not a curated record
AGCACACGUGUGUGUGCAUUAUUGCUUUUCAUUUCCUGGUUGAAAUUGUUGUGCUCAGUGCAGAUGUAAAAUUUUGUUGUUCUCACUUUGUUCUCACUAUUGAAUCUUUCUGUGUUUUGGCUGUUUGGAUUGAAGAUGGUGUACAUGAGGGUGGUCAGUCGUAGUAAGUCAAUUUUACACUUAGCAAGAAGUCCUGGCUUGAGGUCUUGGGCCACGUUUGUGGGAAUUGUUUCUAUUGGCAUAGGGUUACUGAUCUACUCAACUGAAGGAAUAAUGAUGAAGCUUUUCUGGUUCCUGUGCACUGUGUUUGUUGCUAUUUCAUCACUGGAUGACUGGGAGGAGUGUAUUAUUGAUCGAGAUACACUGAUCAUCAAACUGAACAGAGAGCGACUGAUGGAGAGACUACUCAUGCCAUUCCAGAAAGCUAGAAGUGGUUUAUCUUUUGCAUUAGUUGUUGCAGACGUAAGUGAAGUGUGUAGUGUAAUGGUAGAGCAUGAAGACAUUAAAUUCUUUGGGCGAGGCUACUAUGUGACAUUGCAGAUGAAUACUGGAAUGUUGCUACCAAUAACAGAGAAAUGCACCUUGGGCGAUUCAAGGGAACAUCAACAAAUAGCAGAUGUAAUAGACGACUUCUUGAAACCAGAAUUGAUAAGAAAUAAAGACUUGAAUAAUGAUCUGAUUGGUGGUUAUUCAUCUUCAUCAUCAGAUACAGAUGCAGUUGCAGAUACAGAUGCCCCAUAAUACAUGGAUCAUUCAGUGCUCUUUGUUUCUAAUUUAUUGUGCUAACAUUUGACAUCAAAAUUGUUUACCAAAUAUUUUCUGAAGUAGAUAGUACCUGUAUCAAGUGAGAUAGGCGAAUGCCAAAUAUUUAGCCUAAUUAGGCAUCAUGCAUCCUAAUGUUUAAAGCCAUUGGACACUUUCGGUAAACAGUCCAAAGGCCCACAGUUUGUGUAUCAUAACUUA